GGGAGCGCGCCUCGCCUGUCACGUGACAGCCCUGAGCCGACUUUGGGCGAAGCUUAGCAAGACGGAGCAGUUAGCCUUCGCAAGCUAGCGACUUGUUGGCGGCGCAGGCGACAACGUAGCUGUUUUUUGUUUUUGCCGGCUUUUUUUCACCAACACCUUUGACGACGCUCUUAUAGGACCGCAUAAAUGGAGCGGACUACACCGGCAGUUGCUUCGAGGGCGGAAAAGCGGCUAGCUCGUCGUUAGCUUCGGCUGCUAGCUUGUGGAAAUAACCUAACUUGACUGCACUUUCUUUGUUCAAACGUGUUUUAUCCGUUUAACCGAGAACGUCGGAUAGCCGCGUAUUGGAUAUUAUUCGGCUAUGUUUGUUUAAAACGGAGGGAUUUUAACACCGGCUCACUGGGCAGUGCGAUAUCGACAUCGACCUUCCGAAUACGCAAUUGGUUUGAAUAAUAAUGUUGUUUCGUGUUAUCGUCAUCGACCUUCCGAACACGCAAUUGAUUUGAAUAUUAACAUUGUUCCGUGUUAAAUUUGAAAAGUAACAUUGUUCCGUGUUAAAACUUAUAACAGCCCGUAAGUCAAAAACAUAAGUCAUAUUGACGUCGAACCUAGGCACAAUUUAGUUAGAUUACCUUUUUUCCAUGCUUAACUAGUUUUAUAACGGCCAGAAAAAAGUAAACACAAGUGACCUUGAUAUCGACCCAAGGCGAAAUUUAGUUUAAUAACAUUUUUUCAGUGCUAAACUAGUUGUAUAACGGCGGGAAAAUAGUACACACCAGUAACUUUGCGGUUGGAAUUUAGUUGAAUAAUAAAAUACAAUUCUGUGCUAAAAUGGUUGCGUUAACAGUCAGAAAAUAGGAAACAAGUAAUACUGAUAUCGAAGACGCAAUCUAGUAGUUGAAUUUCCACAUGUUUCUGUGCUGAAGUAGUUGUGUAACGUCCAGAAAGUAGUAAACAUAAGUGACAUAGGAGGCGGAGAAGGGAGGGCAGGGGGGCGGACUCAACUGUAUUACAAAAUAGAUGCAGAAUGAAUCUGAAUCUGCGCCCAGCGGGCAUUAGUGUUUCAUAUUCGGGUGUCCAGGAGCUUCUUUCUCUGGACACUAUUUGAACUUUUAAGUUGAGUCGAGACUUUUGAGGAGAACCAUGGAGGUCAGCUCUCACCCGGCAGCCCCGGGCAUCUGCCCGGAGAUGCUGGAGGUGGCGGAGGAGGCCAACCGGGCAGGGGACUUUAGCCUGGCGGCCGAGAUCUACAGCUCGCAGCUGUCGGGCCUCCAGCAGCCGGACCGGGGCCUGUGCCUGCGGAAGGCCGACUCUCUGGCGCGCGCCGGCCGGAUCUCAGAGGCGCUGGACUCGUACUGCACGGCGGCCGGCCUGGGCCAGCUUCGCCCGGAGGAGCUGACGCUGCUGGUGGAAAGUAUCGCCCGGAGCCUCCGCGACAAGGAGCCGGGCCUGGGCGGGGACGAGGAGGAAGAGGACGACGGGGAGUGCGCCGGGAGCGAGAUUUUGGAUUUGUUCUCCUGUGGCCUCUGCCGGCGUCUCCUCCACGAGCCGUCCACCGUGGAAUGUGGACACACCUUCUGCAGACGCUGCCUGGACACGGACUCGGUGACAGACUGUGUGCACUGCAAGCAGGCCCUCGUCAGGAAAGAGGGGCUACCCAAUGGCCGGAGACUCAACGUGGUCCUCAGCAGCCUGCUGGACAAGCUGUUCGCCACCGAGAGCCAGGCCCGCAGGCUGUGGAUGGAAGGGGAGGUUCUGUGGCACAACCGGGACCUGACUGGGGCCCUGCACAAGUACGACGAAGCCGUGGAUUUGGCGCCCCCCUCAGGCAGGCUGCUGUGCCAGCGGGCCGAGCUGCACCUGGAGAUGGAGAGCUGCACCCAGGCUCUGCAGGACGCCAGCAGCCUCUGCAGGAUGAAGCCUCUCUGGCCCAGGGCUCACUACCUGAAGGCCACCACGCUGAGUCGAGCGGGUCGCAACGACGAGGCCUUGCAGGAGUACUUCCUGUGUGUGGCGCUCAAGCCCAACUGGACCAAAGUCAAGCUGGAGGCUCAGAAGGUCCUCAGCCAACUCUUCUCCUCCGUGUUCGAGAACCAAGACGUGCCCACGCCGCUGCACCCGCUGCAGGGCGGCACGGCCACACGCCUCUUCAAGCCGCCCGCCCUGCUGAGGUCGCUCAGCCCGCUCACACAGCCUUCAUCCUCACAGGACUCUGACUUGUGCGGGACUACAAGCUCCUCUGAGGACCAGCCGUCCUCCAGACUCUCUCUGGUCCCCGCUGAGACCACCGAGGGCAGCAAGAGUCUGGCUGCUGUCCUGGCCUCAGUCGCAGCGCCCCCUAGUGGUCUGAAGAGGAAGCAAAGUGAGGACGCAGCCCCGCACCCUCCUGCCAAGCUGCUCAAAUCUGCCGAGCGGAGCGGCGUGAGGACGUCAGCAGGAAGUGUCAGUGUUCCACUGGAGCUGUUGGACAGCGGUGACAUGGAGUGUUCUCUUUGCAUGAGGUUGUUCUACGAGCCGGUGGCCACGCCCUGCGGACACACCUUCUGCCUCAAGUGUCUGGAGCGCUGCCUGGACCACACCCCCAACUGUCCUCUGUGCAAGGAGAACCUAUCUGAGUGUCUGGCAACCCGAGGAUACAACAAGACGCUGCUGAUGGAGGAGGUGCUGCUGCGCUACCUCAGCAAGGAGCUGGCGGAGAGGAAGACCAUCCACGAGGAGGAGAUGAAGGAGCUCUCCAACCUGACGCAGGAAGUGCCCAUCUUUGUGUGCACCAUGGCCUUCCCCACCAUCCCCUGCCCGCUGCACGUCUUCGAGCCCCGCUACCGCCUCAUGAUCCGCCGCUCCAUGGAGACGGGCACCAAGCAGUUUGGCAUGUGCAUCGCCGACCAGCUCAAAGGCUUCGCCGACUACGGCUGCAUGCUCCAGGUUCAGGACGUCAAGUUCUUCCCUGACGGCCGCUCGGUGGUGGAGACUGUGGGCGUGUCUCGCUUCAAAGUCUUAAGUCACGGCCAAAGGGACGGCUACCACACGGCCAAGAUCGAAUACCUGGAGGACAAAAAGGUGGAGGGGGAGGAGCUUAGUGAGCUGCUGAAGCUGCAUGACGCCGUGUACGAUCAGGCCAACAACUGGUUCACCUCGCUCAAAGACAACAUGAAGAGUCAGAUUCUCAGCCACUUUGGACACCUGCCUGGGAAAGACCCAAACCCUCAGGCCAGUCCAAGUGGACCAGCCUGGUGCUGGUGGCUGCUGGCUGUCCUCCCCCUGGAGAACCGGGCCCAGCUCACCAUCUUGUCCAUGAGCAGUCUGAAGGGUCGUCUCCUCGCCAUCCGCAAGGUCCUCAUCUUCGUCACACGCAAGAGGCCACGAUGAUGAUGAUGAUGAUGAUGACCUCACAUCAAUGGACUGACUUCUUCAUCUCCUGCUUCCUGGACAGCAGCACACAUGACCAUACAUGGUCACAUGACCAUACAUGGUCACAUGACCAUACAUGGUCACAUGACCAUACAUGGUCACAUGACCAUACAUGGUCACCUCCUAGCAUCCUUCUCAUCUUCUUCACCUGCAGCCCCCCUGCUUAUUUCUUACAAACACCUUCCAGAACUUUCUUCUGCCCACGUGGAAAAUGAUCUAUUUUUAAAAAGAUGUUAAAAGUAUUAUAUAUAUUUUUAUUUUGCUAAACAUCUUUUAAAUUUGAUUAAAUAUAAUUAAAGAUAUGUUUUCUUUAAACCAUUUUUUAAAUUAAACAUUUGAAGUAUUUUACAAAGUAUUAUUUGGUAUAAUAAUUAUGUUAGAACAGUUGCUUCUGCUUGCAGUUGGACUAAAAACUUCUUUUUAAAAAUGGAUUCUCUUUCAACAAACAUAAAUUUCAGGCAACAACAAAAAAAACAUUCUUAAAAUUGUAUUUUGUUAAAAGUCAAUCCAUCCAUUUUUUGCCGCUUGUCCCUCUGGAUUUUUGUUGUGCAGCCUAACUACUCUUGUAGCAACUUUCUUUUUCUUUUUGAACAACUUGGACGAAGGAAGUGGAACUUUGAAACAUUUCAAAUGGUUUCUGCAGAGGAGACUUACUUCCCUGACAUCCAACAUGGACUCCAGUUGUCCCUCCGCUCCUCUGACUACCUUUUUUAUCGCCAAUAAACAAAAUGUAAUCAUCAAA
Molecule: messenger RNA, 4153 nt
Organism: Nerophis ophidion (straightnose pipefish)
Lineage: Eukaryota; Metazoa; Chordata; Actinopteri; Syngnathiformes; Syngnathidae
Gene: lonrf2
Product: LON peptidase N-terminal domain and ring finger 2
Exons: 12
Coding region: 1144-3369 (741 amino acids)
Molecular function (GO): protein binding
Source: RefSeq, a predicted model, not a curated record